AUGGAGCUCUUACCAGAGGGACAGAAAAACACCACCGAGGUCACCUGGGAGGACCAAAAGAAAAUCAACAGUUUCUCCACGCUGAUCUCCAAGAAAGACUCUCUCACAGUCGUAUAUGAGAAGAAUAAACAGGAGAAAGAGUACCUUGACGAUUUGACCUUGGAAUUGGAGUUGGUCGAUGAAGAUGACAAGUUAAGCUACAAAAUCGGAGACUCGUUCGUGCUACUAAAACAGUCGGAGAUCAUGGAAAGACUGGAAAAGGACCAGGAACUGCUGGACUCGAAAAUCAGCGAGUCGGAAUCCCAGAUCGACACUAUCGACCAAGAGCUCGCAAGCCUAAAAAAACAGCUUUAUGCAAAGUUUGGCAACGCUAUCAAUUUGGAAAAAUAA
This is a messenger RNA of Ogataea philodendri, 390 nucleotides long. RefSeq lists its product as uncharacterized. Gene Ontology annotation, cellular component: cytoplasm; prefoldin complex. The transcript has a single exon. The record is from RefSeq and is a predicted model, not a curated record. Gene Ontology annotation, biological process: protein folding. Lineage: Eukaryota; Fungi; Ascomycota; Pichiomycetes; Pichiales; Pichiaceae. Bases 1 to 390 code for a protein of 129 amino acids.